UUGAGUUACAGUCAUUGGUAUGAGUGCUCGCUGUUUUGCAGAUCUGCAGGUGUUUGCGUGUUAGUUUUGUGAUGUAUCACCAGCCUGUGCUGAAGAACAGGCGCACUCUUCUCGAGAGGGCAGAGAAAUUUGUCUCUGAUAUUUACUUCACAGACUGUAAUCUGAGAGGACGGCUCUAUGGAGACUCUCACCCACUGGAAUCCCUCACCUCCCUCUUGUCCCCUAAACGGAUCACAUUCACAGAAGCUUCCAAGCAGAACUUUUCCCCUUAUAAAGUUGGCGAUACCUUUGGACCGACGUGGUGGACUUGCUGGUUUAAGGUGACCCUGAAAAUCCCUGAAUCCUGGAGAGGGAAAGAGGUUCAUCUUCUGUGGGAAUGUGAUGGGGAAGCAAUGGUAUGGAGAGAUGGACAGCCAGUACAGGGGCUGACUAAAGAGGGUGAAAAGACGAGUUACAUCCUAUCUACCUGUCUGAAUGAUGAGGAGCCACACAGUGUCACCCUUUAUGUAGAGAUGGCCUGUAAUGGGCUUUUUGGAGCUGGUCAAGGGUCCAUGAUUGCAGGUCCAGAUCCGAACAGGAAGUUCUCUGUGCAGAGAGCUGAGUUGGUGGUAUUUAACCGCGCUGUAAGGGAGCUGCUGACAGAUUUUGAGUUGCUUAUUGACAUUGUGAAGGAACUAGGAGAGGAAGAGCAGCGAGGCUACCAGGCACUCUUCACUGUGAAUGAGAUGGUCAACCUAUGUGACCCCUCUGAUCACGGCUCUUUCUCGAAAACACGCAGUUUGGCUCAUAACUUCCUCAGCCAACGAAACGGGGAAAGCCAGCACAUUGUCCAUGCAAUGGGUCACUGCCACAUAGACUCAGCCUGGCUGUGGCCUUAUGAAGAGACCAUUCGCAAAUGUGGCCGAAGUUGGGUGACGGUGAUCCGUUUAAUGGAGAAGAACCCAGAGUUUGUGUUUACUUGCUCUCAGGCCCAACAGUUCCAAUGGGUGAAGAGCUGGUACCCAGGACUCUUCUCCCAGAUCCAGCAUUACGUGAAGAAAGGCCAGUUCAUUCCAGUGGGAGGAACGUGGGUGGAAAUGGACGGCAAUCUGCCCUCAGGUGAGUCCAUGGUCAGGCAGUUCCUGGAGGGCCAGCGCUUCUUUAACCAAGAGUUUGGGAUGCAUUGCAAAGAGUUCUGGCUUCCAGAUACAUUUGGCUAUUCCGCUCAACUUCCUCAGAUAAUGCAGGGUUGUGACAUUUCCAACUUUUUGACACAGAAGCUGAGCUGGAAUCUGGUCAACACCUUUCCUCACAACACAUUUUUCUGGGAAGGUCUGGAUGGAUCCAAGGUUUUAACACAUUUCCCUCCCGGAAAUUCCUACGAAAUGAAAGGAAAGAUUGAAGACCUUGUGAAAACAAUAAAAAGUAACAAAGACAAAGGCAGAGCCAACCACAGUGCGUUGUUGUUUGGAUUUGGUGAUGGCGGAGGCGGACCCACACAGCUGAUGCUAGACAGACUGCACCGGCUUCAGGACACAGAUGGGCUUCCCAAAGUCCAGAUAUCCAGUCCUGAUGAGCUUUUCUCACAGCUUCGGGCUGACUCAGCUCUGCUGUGCACGUGGACCGGAGAACUUUUUCUGGAGCUGCACAAUGGCACCUACACCACACAGGCACAGAUUAAACGAGGGAACCGCCAGUGUGAGAGCCUCCUUCAUGAUGUGGAGGUAGCCAGCAGCUUGGCCCUGUGUCGGGAGAGGACAUUUAAGUAUCCUGUGGAAAAACUGCAGGAGCUCUGGAGGCUGCUGCUUCUAAACCAGUUCCAUGAUGUGAUCCCUGGCAGCUGCAUAGAGAUGGUUGUGGAGGAUGCACUCAGGUAUUAUGAAGAUAUCCGUAGUGAUGGUACUGCACUGCUGCAUGAGGCGUGUGGAGCCCUUGGGUCCAAAGGAAACGGUGUCGGUGUGUUCAACUCUCUGCCAUGGGAGCGCCAUGAAGUCAUCCAAAUUCAAGAUGGUGCUGGUAAACCUGAUCUUGCUCUGGUGAGAGUCCCCAGUGUCGGUUUAUCUCCUGUCAAAGACGCACAGCCGAUGACUCCAGUCUCUGUCACUGUUCAGGCCGAUGGCACCGUCCUCAUGGAGAACGAGACUUUACGGACUGUUGUAAACAAAGAUGGCACUUUGGCUUCACUGUGUUUAAUCAAUACAAACAGAGAAGCCAUCUCUGACAGCUGCCAUGGGAACCAGUUUGUCAUGUUUGAUGAUGUCCCACUGUACUGGGAUGCUUGGGAUGUAAUGGACUACCAUCUUCAGACAAGGAAGCCGGUGCUGGAGGUGGUGCAGCCUGUCCAUGUGGUGUCCUCAGGUGGGCUACGAGGGAGUGUCAGCUUCACCCUCAGGAUCAGUGAUAAAAGCACCGUCACACAGGAGAUUGUCGUGGACGCCAUGUGUCCUUACAUCAAAUUCAACACAGAGGUGAAGUGGGCAGAGUCACACAAGUUUCUCAAGGUGGAAUUCCCGGUGCGAGUGCACAACCCCAAUGCAACAUACGAGAUCCAGUUUGGCCAUCUGCAGAGACCAACACACAGGAACACUUCAUGGGACUGGGCCAGAUUUGAGGUUUGGGGUCACAAGUGGGCUGACUUGUCAGAGCACAACUUCGGAGUUGCACUGCUGAAUGACUGCAAAUACGGUUAUUCAGUCCACAAGAACACAAUGACGCUGUCCCUACUGAGAGCACCUAAGGCCCCAGAUGCCAAUGCUGACAUGGGGACUCACCAUUUCACCUAUGCAAUCAUGCCACAUACAGGAUCCUUCCAAGACGCCUCUGUGAUCCAGUGUUCGUACAACCUCAACUUCCCUCUGAGGUUAAUCCACUGCACUCCUGACACUGUGCCCUGGAGUGCCUUUUCUGUCAGCACUGAAGCAGUCGUCCUGGAAACCAUUAAGCAGGCCGAGGACCGGAAGGGAGCACUUGUAGUCCGCCUGUACGAGUCACAUGGGAGCAGUGCGACUGCAACUCUCUGCACCACCCUUUCAAUGAAGGAGGCAUGGCAUUGUGACCUCUUGGAGAGACACACCCAACCAGCAUACAUUACAUCAGAGGGAAUUACUCUGAACUUCAGCCCCUUUCAAAUUGUGUCACUUCUUCUCAUCUUGUGAUUAUCAAGUCUUGGGGAGAUCACAUCUGGAAUACUGAUUAAAUAGCGACUCCUGGCCAACUAAUGAAAUCAAACUUUUGUUCAGAGGUACAUCUGUAGACUUUAAUACAAGCCAAGCAAAAAAAACAAAAUAAAAUAAAGACUGUU
Molecule: messenger RNA, 3280 nt
Organism: Seriola dumerili (greater amberjack)
Lineage: Eukaryota; Metazoa; Chordata; Actinopteri; Carangiformes; Carangidae
Gene: man2c1
Product: mannosidase alpha class 2C member 1
Exons: 27
Coding region: 72-3134 (1020 amino acids)
Biological process (GO): mannose metabolic process; oligosaccharide catabolic process
Molecular function (GO): alpha-mannosidase activity; carbohydrate binding
Source: RefSeq, a predicted model, not a curated record